AGGUCAAAGAGGACUGCAGAGUGAUUAUAAGAGCAAUAGCCCUGCUGGAAGAGCUGUGUGGACCUCGAGAAGCAGGAGGCUCGAUUUUUCAGGAACUCGCCGACUCCCUUGGCUACGAGUUUGCAGCACGCAGCCUCCAGCUGCCAGUCCCAACACAGUCCUUGGGGCUCAGACCCAUCUUAGAAGAAAUUGCCUGAAUUCAGAGACUACCAGAUCUGUUACAGAAGAAGCAGUUCCAAGAUCCCCUUGUAAAUUUUGAUACUGCAAUGGCUUGUGAAAUCAUGCCUCUGCAAAGUUCUCAAGAAGAAGAAAGACCCAUGUCACCUUUUUAUUUAAGCGCUCCUGCGUCCCAAGUCAAUAAUGUUCCAACAACUGGAGAGUUCUUAGAAAGAACAAUUCGAUCAACUGUGGAACAGCAUCUUUUUGAUGUUCAAGACUCUGGGGGUCAAAGUUCAGAAGAUUCAGAAUGUGGGGGACCAUCAGCUUCUUCCACAGCAGCUGCCAGGCAGAAAAGGUGGCAUAACAAGAAUCAGAAUGAAAUCAGACAUAACAGAGAAAGGGUACUUAUCAACAAAGAAAAUAUUCCUUCUGAGUUCAGCAGCCUCGAGGAUUGUAUUUUGACUGCACAGGAAGCAGAAAAAUACCAGGAAAACAUCUGUGUAUAUAUCGAAGAAAACAGCAAACCUAAAAGACAGAAAUCCAGUACCAGACUUUCUGAGAUUAAUGACAACCAAGAUAAUCAUGUGACUAUGGAAAGCUUUAAUUCUGCAAGAUCUCAAGAGAGACUUGGAUGUGAUGAUAUCCUGGAACUGAUGUCUGAUGAAAGCAAAGAAAACAGCAGUGAUGGGAAAUACCCACAGCAUUCUCAGAGCUUCACCAUGAAGAUUCAGGACCAUCCGAGCCUCCCCGACACGAAACUCCAGAGAAACCAAGACGCGGAUGUCCAGGAAGAUAGCUUUGUCACCGAAAUGCCUCAGCUGGACUUGACCACUUUGUGUAAUGAGAACAGCUGGGAAGAGCCCAUUCCUACUCUCUCCUCAUGGCAGUGUGACAGCAUUGAUUCAGAUGAAGCCCACCUUUCCCCACAGGCAGGGCGCCUGAUCCGCCAGCUUCUAGAUGAAGACAGUGAUCCUAUGCUGUCCCCUCGAUUCUAUGCUUAUGGGCAGAGCCAGCAGUACCUGGAUGACACGGAAGUGCCUCCUUCCCCCCCCAAUUCACAUUCUUUCAUGAGGAGAAGGAGCUCUUCUUUGGGAUCUUAUGAUGAAGACCAAGAAGACUUAACACCUGCACAGUUAACUCGGCGGAUUCAAAGCCUUAAGAAAAAGAUCAGAAGGUUUGAAGAGAGAUUUGAAGAAGAAAGGAAAUAUAGGCCAGCCUUCCAUAGUGACAAAGCAGCCAAUCCAGAUGUUUUGAAAUGGACAAAUGACCUUGCAAAAUUCCGGAAACAACUGAAAGAGUCAAAGCUAAAGAUAUCUGAAGAAGAACUGGUUCCCCAGAUGCGUCAGCGAAGCAACACUCUCCCCAAGAGUUUUGGCUCUCAGUUGGAGAAGGACGAUAAGAAGCGAGAGAUGGCGGAUAAAGCAAUGAAGCCUACUGUUGAAGCUACCCUGGAAUCUAUUCAGAAGAAGCUGCAAGAGAAGCGGGCAGAGACCAACCAUCCUGAGGACAUCAAGGACAUGACUAGAGACCAAAUUGCUAUUGAGAAAGUGGCUUUGCAGAAAUCUUUGUUGUAUUAUGAGAGCAUCCAUGGAAGACCGGUAACAAAGCAUGAACGUCAGGUUAUGAAGCCAUUAUAUGACCGAUAUCGGUUGGUCAAACAGAUCCUGUCCCGGGCCUACACCAUUCCCAGCGUUGGUUCCCCUUCCAACAAAAGGAGAAGUCCUUUGCUACAACCAAUUAUUGAGGGUGAAACAGCUUCCUUCUUCAAGGAUAUAAAGGAGGAAGAGGACUGUUCAGAAGAUGACAGCAGCACAAAGCCAGACUUCACAAUCCCCAUAGAAACUGACUUCUGCUUUCUGGACCAACUUGAAGAUAAUGCCGAGCAUUUUCUUUCCCCUUUGGAUGAUAAGCUGCCUCCAAAAGGCAGUCAGGACAUGGGACUCUCCAACCUUCAUGCUGCAUCGAUACAUGAGCUCUUAGAACAACUUCAAGAAGUGAAAGAAGAGAAGAAAAGAAUUCGAAAAAAACUUCGUGAUUUUGAGGAUAAUUUUUUCAGACAAAACUCAAGAAACGUCCAGAAGGAAGACCGCACUCCAAUGGCUGAAGAAUAUAUUGAAUACAAACAUGUGAAGGCAAAAAUAAGGCUUUUGGAAGUACUCAUCAGCAAGAGAGACAUUGAUUUAAAGAUCAUGUAAAAAAGUGCACUCCUUCAGAAAAGACUCGGUUGGAUUGAGUUAUUGAAGGAGCCUUCACAAGGCAGUCAGCAGUUCUUUCUGAAACCAAGAAAUCCGGUGGUGUGGCGUGUAAAGGACAGCUCUGGUCAUGCUCCAGUCCUUCACUUACGUAUUGUCUACUGAGAAAGAAACUUUUGUUUAGGAAUGUUGUGUCCGAGUCAACAUUUAUGCACAUACACACACAUUUCACUGUGGUGCAAACUUCACUAAUAUUAGCUAUUCCAUCAUUAAGUUUAGAUACACUAAUCCUACACAUGACCCACAGUUGUUCAACAUUCUGAGAAACACAAAGAACUGUUCCAUUUCACUAUGAUAAAAAGAAGCUCAGGACUUUGAUUCACUUACAGUCUGCAUGCUGUAGAGUUUUCUGUUCUCUUUGGACCCAGUCCAGCUAAGUGUUUCUGUGAAAUAGCCCGGUAUGCUGCCUUGGCUUUCAUUGUGACAUUUUAAAUAGCACUAUGCCAUCCGCCAUCUUUGUGCAUGGCUCGACUUUUACUUCAGCUCAGGUAGAUGGCAGCUCAGACCAGAAUAACAAAUACUCUCUUGAUUGGUAUUUUUCUUUCAUAUUUCUUCAACUGAGCAAUAGAUUUCAUACCUUGGCUGUGACUGGGCAGCAUCCAGCAGCCCAGAGAGGAUAAUGGGAAGACAGCAGAGGCAGUGACAGUAGUUGUAUUGGCUUCAGGUACCUGGAAUGAUACCUGAGAAUUUAUUUCUCUUUCUGUGAUAGGUUAAAAAAACUAAAAGUCCUCAUUUAGCAUUGACUCAGGCCACUCACAUGACUAUAGCAACUACAGUUUAUGUCUGUUGUUUUCUUUUUAUUAAAAAAUAAGAUAGACAGACAUACUGGAUUUUUACUUUCAGUGACUAGGUAUGGGAUGAGAGGUAGGCCUCUGUUCCUGCUUUCCUGAGUUUAAGGCAAACAUGGGCUUAUAAUAGGAAGCCAGAAACUGAAGAAUUAAUUAUUUCUUCAAAGUUGAUCUACAAGGCAGAAUAUUAUUCAUAUCAUUUUCAGUGAAAAUAUGUAGGUAGGAGAAAGUCUAUAGCUGAUACGUUUUCAUUAUCGGGUUAUUAUCUUUAUUGGAGAAUGUUCGAUGAAGCCAUCGCCAUUGGCUGGCUUGUUAGGACCAGGCAAUUAGAAGACUUUAAAUCAUCCAUUUCAAAAGUUGAAAUUUUAAGUGUGACAGUUCACCCUGUGAUUUAUCAACUUUUCUCAUUAUCCUCCAUAUUAACGAAGACCACGCUAUGGUUCAUACUCCUCCCAAAUCUAGGAAGUGUGCUUUGGAAGAACUAUAAUAGGUUUCCGAUGCAUGAACUGGUUUUUUCCUCUGAAGAGAGCAUUUAAUGGAUGAACAUGCCUGUCUCUUUUAGAGAGCUGUCCUUUGAAUUGACACAACAGUUCUUAAAGCUAAUUGAUCCAAAGUGUGGAUUUCUGAUGUUAACUUUGCCAAACUACUUUCAUCAAUGACACUCUAACCUCAAAGUGGCUUUUGUCCAUUUCUGUCAGUUAGUUGAAGAAUUACUAAGAGAUGGAGAGGAGUGUUAAGGGAGGGAAGGAUCCUUUUUUUGAUGAAUGUAAGCGUGAGCUCUGUACUAAUAAUUUCCCCAUUUUAACUCCCUAUACAAUGACAGUGCAUAGCCAAAAGGUUAAUUGUGAAAUUCUAAAUUAAAAAAUGAGACUAGACGUAGAUAAUGAUUCUGGAUGCUUUCAUUCACUGUUUGUAUGACAGAUUGUUAUAAUUCCAAAGAUUUAGAGCUUAAGAGAUAUAAUGUAUUUUAAUGAUAGCUUCUAUUUUUUGAAAUUGAAUGUGAUUAAUAAUGAAUUCUACAUAAUCAAAAUUGUAUUUUUAAAGAAAAAAAAUUUUGCCUCUAAAAAAACCCCUUAAAUAUGAGGGAAUAUUGAUUGGAGUAUAUUACUAUUUAACUUAUUAUGACAGAGAAUAUCUUUAAGGAAACCUAUAGGAAAAAGAAACCUUAUAUAACUAAAUUAUAAAACUCCAAACACCAAAUGGUAAGAAGACUGAUGUUACUGACAUAGCUAAAUGAACAUUAUAAAUUAACAAAUUUUCAUUUGGUUAUUAAGUAGGCCAAAAAAUCAGUAAAAUAAAUCCUCAUUUUUAGUUCUGAUUUCCACUUUAAUUUGUAAUCAUUCAAAUACUUAAGCUUAUAGAGCCCAAUUUUUAAAAAUUGUUUUUAAAAUAGCUCAAAACUUAUUUGUAGACAUGUUACAUGCUGUGCUGGUAUGUAAAUAAAAUAGUUAUGAGACAAACUUGUUUCUGUUGCAACACAGUUUGCAAAGAGUUAUAUCGUGAUACGAGUUAUAUUAUUUGACUUUGCAUGGACGAGAGCAGCGUCGGGUGAGUUAUUUUUUCUUUUGCUCUUUUGGAAAUGUGCAUGUUUAUUACCAAAUACCGACAUAAUAAAAAUCUUCAAGAUGAAUAAUAAUUAAGAAAAAAAUAAAAUUAAAAUAAUGAUUAAUUAUGAGAACUCAGGAUGGCAAAGGCUUAUAAUUUUCACAAGAAGCAAAUAUGUGCAAGAUUUUAGUAAAGGCUAUUUCAAAAUACAGACAGAAGAGUAUUAUUUAUGUAAGGAGAAAGCCUGACAUCUUUGUGCACGUUUGUUAGCUUCAAGUUCAAAGAAUGUUUGCACAGAAGAACACCAACUCGAGCCAAACUUGAAAAAUAAAAUGAAAAGAUCUGUUUGUUUGCCUUUGAAAUAUCAUGUCAUGAACAGAUUGGGUGAGACUGUGUCUUGCUUCUGGAUGAUUGCUUGAAUUGACAAGGGAAAAGGGUCAUUGUAGUUACUCACAGGUUAGACAUGGUCUGAUCUGUAAUCUCCAUUUAAAGAAUGGAAGUGUAGCUGUGUGACCCUGGGUAAGUCACUUAACCCCAAUUGCCAAAAAAAAAAAAAGAAUGGAUGUGGUUGAUGAGGUUCUUCGGGAAACUGUCCAGAUAGCAAGUAUAUGUGCACUUAAGAGGAGGUCCCAUGGAUGGCUGGUACAAGUUGUGCAUUUUGCUUCAGUAUCUCAGCAUUUUACAUGGAGUACAAUAUUUGUACCUCUAAGGGAUUAAAAGUUUUCUAAUGAGGAUGAACUUGCUGUGCUUUCUACAUGCCUUGCUAAACUGUGUUACGAAAGGAAAAUUUAAAUUCGUGUCUCAUGGGAUUUCUGUAUGAUUGCAUAUCCAAUGCCUAUUUUAUAAAUAAAAGUAUCCACAGAUUACUUCAAAUAUGUAAGAAGGUGAGGAAAAAAUGAGAAUGUUGUCAUCAUUGCUAGGUUUGGGAUACAGUGCAAUUAGGUGGAAUGCCUUUAAUAUUGGAGGUGCCAUUUUUCUUACAUAAAAAUCAUUUAUUGUAUUUUUGACUUGCUGACUUGGAAGCUAAGCUAGGUUUGGGCUAUUUAAUAUAUCAUCAACUGGAGUUAACUAUUUAGAACUAUUUCUAAAAGUACCUCAGAAUCUUUAUUUUAGUGAAAUGUCAAUCUGAUAAAAUAUGUUUUACAGUCAAAAUCAUAAUUUUUCUGAUGACAGUAAAGCUUCCUUUUCCUUAUAUACUGCAUCUUGGUUUUAUUGUUUGGCCUAAAUAAGAAGAGUAUUUUAAAGAUGUUUUAAAAGAAAGAAAGAAAAAAAGAAACCAGGCUCCCUAAUACCACGAUGUCCAGCCAUCAAGCUCAAAGGGAAAGGGACAAACAGACAGAUAACUCUAUCUUGUUGCAAAAUAGUUUUAUAAAAAGCCCGAAGUUUGUCAGAGCAUCCUUUCCCAAGUUUGUUUUUUAAAGUCCUAUUUUUUUCUCUAGACCUCAACCUAUAUGUUUUUAAGAACUAAGGUUUGGGCAAAAGCUUGCUAAUGUUAUUAUUCUCUGCAUAACCAAGUUUCUUCUAAUGAUAGCUUUUUAAGGAACUGGUAGAAUAAUAAUGCCAUACAACAUGUGUAGCUCAGGAUCUAUGACCCCAAGUCUUGAAAGCUCCCAGGCUUCCUCACUUCCCAACUAUCCAUUCUCUUUGGUCAUCUGCAUGUACUUGGAACACAUGCUUUAUAAGGAUGGUCAAUGGGGACUGAUAGAAAUCAAGCUAAUCCCAUAUAGGCAUGAGUGUAAAAUACAAAAAUGUAUGUAUAUACAUAUGUAUAUAUGUGUGUGUAUAUAUGCAUAUAUACAUAUAUAUGUCCAUUUUCUUGAAUGGAGAUUCUGGUGGUAUGUAUAGAUAUUCAUGUUUCUCCCCAGAAUUCAGAGGCUUAGACGCACGGAUUUGUAAAAUUAGUUUGGCAGACUUCAUUCUCUGUCUGAAAACAAAUUAUGUGAUCAUGCAGAUAAUGACCUGAACAAAGGAUAAAAUUUUAGGAAAUGUGGGCCCAGAACUGUUUAUGUGACAUGUCAAAUUUGAAAUUACCAUGUGUAUUUUUAAAAUGUAAACUGAAUGAAAGAUGUGUACAUUUUUGUACAUGAUUGUAUUUUGUACAAAAUUAAAGAGAGUAUUUUUACCUCUGUGA
This is a messenger RNA of Phascolarctos cinereus (koala), 6875 nucleotides long. RefSeq names its product family with sequence similarity 13 member A (gene FAM13A). The record is from RefSeq and is a predicted model, not a curated record. Lineage: Eukaryota; Metazoa; Chordata; Mammalia; Diprotodontia; Phascolarctidae.